This is a messenger RNA of Betta splendens (Siamese fighting fish), 1109 nucleotides long. RefSeq names its product complement C1q subcomponent subunit C-like. The record is from RefSeq and is a predicted model, not a curated record. NCBI's taxonomy places the organism in Eukaryota, Metazoa, Chordata, Actinopteri, Anabantiformes, Osphronemidae. Gene Ontology annotation, molecular function: protein binding. Bases 166 to 930 code for a protein of 254 amino acids. The transcript has 7 exons.
CACGGCUUUCAUUUCCUCAUACGUGAUGCAUAUUCAGUGAGUGUGAAGGUUUGACUGCUUUUUCCCAGUCUAAUAGCAAACGUGGGUCUGUUCACAAAAAGAGGAAACCCUUCCUUCACUGCAGCUUCAAACUGGUGAGACAGAGGCUCCACUGUUUGUUGGACCAUGGGAGAUUAUUAUGGGCUGGCGAUCCUUCUGGGACUGGCCAUGUGUCUGAUCAGCGGUGAAGGUGGAUCCUGUGGAGGACAGAACGGUGAGCCAGGAGUGAAGGGGGACCCGGGAAGGAACGGUUUACGCGGAGCCAAGGGAGAGAAAGGAGAGCCAGCCGUGAUGACCGAAGGUCCGGUGGACGUGGGCGUUCUACUGAUGCUGAAGGGUGAAGCAGGGGCUCGAGGGCCACAGGGAGACAUGGGCCCCAAAGGUUACAGUGGAAAUGUGGGAGCCCGGGGACAGCCCGGAGAGCCCGGCCUCCCCGGCCCCGAUGGGAGGAGUCUUGGAGGAGGACAAGCGAAUGAUCAGAGCUACUCAGCCUUCUCAGUCAUCAGGACUGAAACUAGUUUUCCUCAGUAUAACAAGCCAGUGACCUUCCAGAAGGUUGUGGUCAACAAACCGGCAGACUUCAACAUCGCCACAGGUUACUUCACCUGCAGAGUCCCUGGUGUUUAUUACUUCACCUUCAACUUUGUAUCCAAGGUCAGCAUGUGUCUGCGGAUCGCCAGUGAAGCUCUGCCGGCAGAGAAACGGCCUGGAUUCUGUGAUUACAACAGAAGCACUGAGCAGGUCCUGUCGGGGGCCGUGGUCCUGGAGCUGACGGUCGGGCAGAGGGUCUGGCUCGAGUCCUUCAGUGACGAACAGGGAAACGAUAUGAAUGACACUGGUAAAAAAAGCAUCAUCUUCAACGGCUUCUUGCUCUUCUCAAAUGCAGAAUGAAGCUUGAUGAACGCACAUGAAUUCACCACGGCAUCAAACGUCAGCGCUGGAAACCUGAGACUGAAUGAAUUAAAGCAUUUAGAAAUGUAUGAAUUCUAAACACCCAUGACUUCAUUUCAUAUCUGCCAGUAGCUCUUUGUAUGUGACAACAUUAACAAAUUAAAAGACUUUGCUUGAAA